Messenger RNA from Colletotrichum destructivum, 306 nucleotides. RefSeq lists its product as uncharacterized. The coding region runs from base 1 to 306 and encodes 101 amino acids. Lineage: Eukaryota; Fungi; Ascomycota; Sordariomycetes; Glomerellales; Glomerellaceae. The transcript has a single exon. The record is from RefSeq and is a predicted model, not a curated record.
AUGGCACCUCAAGAGUGGUCAGAUCAGCAAUUGGCCAACUACUCGGCGGUCGAGUACGGCAAAGGGCGACGACUGUCGGCCCCCGCAUUGAAGCCGGACCGCGAAGGUAUUAACGGACUCUCCGGCACAUACGUCACGAUCCCGGUCCCGGGCGAACCGAUGGCUGCGCAGCAUCAAGGGUCGUGGAUACGGAGGUACUGGAUCUUUGUCUUGGCCAUGGCGAUUCUCGUCGUCGGCGGCAUCAUUGCCGGCGCCGUGGGCGGUAUCAGCGCCUCGCACCAGGCGACUGAGCGGGAGACAGGGUGA